This is a messenger RNA of Copidosoma floridanum, 1311 nucleotides long. Its product is annotated as integrator complex subunit 15. The record is from RefSeq and is a predicted model, not a curated record. NCBI's taxonomy places the organism in Eukaryota, Metazoa, Arthropoda, Insecta, Hymenoptera, Encyrtidae.
GUGUUUUGUGUCAAACUCCUUGCUCCCGAGAGUGUCCGAGGUUUGUUUUGAUAUUUUUUGAUUCAGCAGAGUUUCGUUGUGCAAAACGUUUAUUGUUUAUUGAUUAGUCGUAAUAAAUGAGCGCUAUGUCUGCGGGUGAAAUAAAGCAAUCAUUGAGAAAAUUGGAUUUUCCGGUAAAUGCGAAAGAGGCGCUAUGUCGAAUAGAAAUGCUGUGCGGCAGGUCAGGAAAACAAAUGGAUCUUCAAUCGGAGCUGAUGUCAGAAUUUGUUUUCGGAGAAAUAGACAGGCGAAAAAAACGUAACGUGCCUCAUGCGAUACAAGAAUUAAUAUUGAUCGAUGUUUUUAUUGAUUUCUUUGAAAGUCCUGGUGGAAGUCCUGCUGUGAGGAAUGCGGUUUUCUUGUCACUUUUUCCAGCGGAAACUCAGAGGCUCAAAAUUUUGGGAAAUCUGGUUUCUUUGAGCAUAGCCAUGCAGCAAAAAGCCGUUCUAAAUGCUGCAGGUAUCUGGAUGCAACAGUUGGGCUCUACCUCGACGCAGUGCGUGGGCUUGGCAAAGCACCUAAUAAAUGAUUACUUUGUUCUUAUACCUGAUUCAGCAGUGAGGCUCAAACCGCUUCCUAAUUUGGUUCCACAUUUUACUGCUAAUUUAUUAACAGCAAUUGGUGAAGUUUACAAAGAUACAAAUCCACCUAUAGAACUGUUACAAUUAGUGGGUGACUGGAUCAAUGAUAAUUCUAGCCUGCUACUAACUUCUCUAACGGAUAAUCCUGCACUUCCUACUGGUAGCAUUCCCAUGACUCCAAUAACACCGAUAGCAGGCCUCUUUAGGUGGUGUAUAUUAAGUCCACUGAGGAUACCGAAAGAAAGUGCAGAUAAGGAAGAACAACAAAAGUGUUAUUCGAAAAUACAACAGUUGUUGAUGGACGCCGUAUUGAGAUUAAAAAAUAAUGAGAGCAACAAGCACGCAAUUUCCGCCCAACAUUUAGCGUCAACUACUCGAGCGUUGACAGAUACGUUACAGGAUAAUGCUGAAUUGGAAACUGUUUGCAAAGAUCUCGCUAUGGAAAGGCUUGCUCAGUCAGUAAGUUCUGCAAUGUCUGCCAACUGUAUAUAUGGGAAUAAGCAGGAGUUGCUUGCUCUCCUACAGCCACUUGCUUAUCAGCACUUUUUAAUUGAAUGGACCCUUCAAACAUACACAUCUAAAGCUGCAUAAAUAUCAAACAGUCCUCCAUUGUAAAUUGGUAAAUUUGUACAUAAACAAAUAAUCGUUUAUCCAUAAAUUUAUUUACAAAACAAUACAAUAGUUAUUUUAC